This is a messenger RNA of Clarias gariepinus (North African catfish), 2556 nucleotides long. RefSeq names its product four-jointed box kinase 1 (gene fjx1). Gene Ontology annotation, biological process: cell-cell signaling. The record is from RefSeq and is a predicted model, not a curated record. The transcript has a single exon. The coding region runs from base 230 to 1447 and encodes 405 amino acids. NCBI's taxonomy places the organism in Eukaryota, Metazoa, Chordata, Actinopteri, Siluriformes, Clariidae.
AGACCGAGAGAGAGAGCGCGCGCUGAACAUCUGCGACCCAGAUACACAGAAACACACUCACAUCAGCGUCUGAUACGGACCGGAUGAAGGCACUGUUCAGUGUCACGUGCUGUGUUCUUGGGAGAUACACGCACGGAACUGUAGGAGCCCGACAGGAAUGCCGCGUGAACGGAAUGGAGGCAGUGGAGUGACUGAGUGAGUGGUUGUGAGGCGGGUGGACCCGUUAGAGAUGAGGGCGGCGUGGGCAAACUUGGCGGCGCUGCUGCUGCUUUGCACUUGUGCAGGGCUUCUGCACUUCUGGAGCGGGUUGGAAAAGCGGCUGGAGAGGAACAAGCGUAACGUCUAUCCCGCCUUUCCAGACCCAUCUCCGGACCUUUCUGGAACUUUUCGGGCUUUACUCGCCGUCCCGACCGGUUCCAGAUUACACCCAGUUCAUAACAAUAGCGACGCUGUUGAAGAUAACGGACGCCGGUUUGACUCCUCAGAGCGUGAGAGAAACCAAACCGAUCGAUUCCUAGAGGACGGGAUCUUCUGGAGUCAGUAUCUCGAGGACGAUAUGGCGAUGGGUUUCCUGGAGGAAGACGCGCGCGCGUGGAGGCUGCGAGUCCGCCGCGGCCGUGUGGUGUCCCUGGAGCCGGGCUGCGGCAGGACGUCCAACCAGCUGGCCACUUUCUCGGACGGAUCCCGUGCGUGUGUGCGUUACGGCAUCAACCCCGAGCAGGUGCAAGGGGAAACGCUGUCUUAUUACCUAGCGGCUCUGCUGGGGAUCACUAACGUUCCGCCGCUCGCGCUUUUGCGCCUCGACGGCGAGCAGUGGACGCACGUGAGGCGGCGCAUGGAGGCGCUACAGUGGACACCGAGCGCCGUGGUGUCCCUCAGCGAGUGGGUGGCCGAGUUGAGCCCGGCAGACGUGCCUGCUCCUUUUCACCGCUCCGGCCUCGGGGUGCGACCCCUCCAGUCCGAACUCCAAAGCAAAACCAAAGCGGAGCUGCUCGAGCUGGUGCAGUGGAGCGACCUGGUUGUGUUCGACUACAUCACGGCCAACUUCGACCGGCUCGUGAGCAACCUGUUCAGCCUGCAGUGGGACGCCAAAGCCAUGGAGAGAGACGCGAGCAACCUGCUCAGGACUCCUCGCGGCAGCUUGGUCUUCAUCGACAACGAGGCUGGACUAGUGCACGGCUACCGCGUGCUGGAUAUGUGGGAGAAGUAUCACAGCGCGGCGCUCGGCUCUGUGUGUGUGUUCAGGAGGAAAACAGCGCGGCGCGUGGCGGAGCUGCAUCGGCGGAGGGACACGCGCGCGCGCCUGCUGCAGCUCUACCGGGACAGCGAGCCUUUAGCGCCUGAGCUCGGCUUCCUGUCCGACGAGCACGCCAGGAUACUGCAGGACAGGAUAGACAGAAUUCAUGAGCAUAUUUUGCACUGUAAAGAUAAGCACGAAAAACUGUAACGUUUUUGUCUUUCUGUUUGUUUAUUUUUUCUCCCUCGCGUGGAUCAUGCUAUCACAUUAGUAUGGAUAAGGAUUGCUAGUUACCAAGGUGACCAUUCCACCACGCGACCCGUGAACUGUGUUCAGUGUGACUUCUGAAUAUCUGGACUAGCUACCUCUUGUAGGGACAAACCUUUAAAUGUGGCUAACUAGGCUACUCUUCUUUUUGUAUAUGCGAAUACUUUUCAUUUUUAAAAGUCUUAAUUUAACAGGAAACACAAUGCAUAUUGCUUGUGAUAGAACGAUUCUUGAUGAAAGUUUGUCAUGAACACACUGGAGACAGACCCAAGUGCUGAUGUAUGCUGCUUCUGUCAUUUCUUUUUGUCUUUUAUUAAUAGGGAUGCACUAAUCCCAGUAUUUACAUUUAGAAUAGACACAUUUGUUUAGAAAGGUCCCCAAUGAUGGUCCUACCCUGAAGAGUUCUGCAAGGUUUUGUUGCCAAGUUAUGUGAAACAUGUUAAAUGUGAUGGCAGUGCAUUUUAUGACAUGUUGUGUCCUAUGUUUAUUGCAAGGUCUGUCUGUCUUAGGCCAGUGAAAUAUGCUGUAAAAUACAUCAGUGGCUUAGAUGAUAAAAUGCAUCAAAUAUGAUCUAGCCAGAUUUGAUCCAGCAUUUUAAACAGUAUCAGGCCAAAAGGCAAUACUCUGUACUGGAUGGAUAAAUCACUAUUUAUUGGACUAUUGUACUUGAUAAACAGGUUACAUUCAGAAUAACAUGUUUCUAAAAUUACCUGUAAUUUAGUCACACUACUUCAGUUUUUUUCCAUCAAUCACUUUGCAGAGUGUGGUGAAAUGGUUAUAUUCAAACUGCUGAAAGGUCAGUGAUUUAUAUAAAAGGACAUCUUUGAUAAUCCUCCAUAGCUUCACAAUUUCAUCAUGGCCUUAAUGAAGUGGUGGGAUGUGCAUUGAAUUCAAAAUGUGUUGUGGGAUUUUACUUUGUGAACUCUGACUUCUAUUUAACUAAUUUAAAUCACGAUAUGUGAUAACAUUCCAGUUCUUUUUUAUAUUAAAAAUGUGUCAUUUUUACAUGCCAUUAAAUCUAGUGAAACCAAAGUGUUUCACUAUGUUAAACA